This is a messenger RNA of Dovyalis caffra, 639 nucleotides long. The record is from the annotation of a GenBank genome assembly. Lineage: Eukaryota; Viridiplantae; Streptophyta; Magnoliopsida; Malpighiales; Salicaceae.
AUGUCUGGAGGUGGCAUAGCUCGUGGUCGUCUUGCUGAAGAGAGAAAGUCAUGGCGUAAGAAUCACCCCCACGGUUUUGUUGCUAAGCCUGAUAGUUCACCAGAUGGUUCUCUUGAUUUGAUGGUUUGGAAGUGCAUCAUACCUGGCAAGCCUGGGACAGAUUGGGAGGGUGGCUACUUCCCCCUCACGCUUCAUUUCAGUGAGGACUACCCAAGCAAACCUCCAAAGUGCAAGUUCCCCCAAGGUUUCUUCCAUCCUAAUAUUUACCCUUCUGGAACUGUGUGUUUAUCUAUCCUCAAUGAGGACUAUGGCUGGAGACCGGCCAUUACUGUGAAGCAAAUUUUAGUUGGCAUUCAGGAUUUGCUUGAUCAACCAAAUCCAGCUGAUCCUGCACAAACUGAUGGCUAUCAGCUCUUUGUCCAGGACCCUGCUGAGUACAGGAGAAGGCCAUGCUUCCCAUUUCUGGACCAGUUGAUUGUCAAUCUCUUUAGUCGUGCUUUGCGACAGUCUCCCCCAUUGCUUGUUAGCAACAUGACAACUUUUGGAUAUAAAACCUAUCUUGGUUGCCCGUUAAGAUUGUUAUUUAUACCUCUAGCGAAGCAGAAUGAUAUGUGGAAAUGGGUUGUAUUGAAACCAUGA